AUGAACUUCAAAUCACUUGCCCUAUUCCUCACUGCCGCUGCAGUCCCCCAGGCCGUAGUCGCGGGUCCGCUUGCCUAUGGUAUUUGUCAGACAGGAUGCAACGGCCUGGCUGUUGCUUGCUAUGCUGCUGCUGGAUUCACAUUCGGGGUCGCACUCCCUGCAGCACCUCCUGCAUUGGUUGCAUGUAAUGUGGGCCUUGGGGGGUGUAUGGCGGCUUGUGCCGCGGUCGCGCUUGCACCCACUCCCUGA
Messenger RNA from Suillus subaureus, 249 nucleotides. RefSeq lists its product as uncharacterized. The record is from RefSeq and is a predicted model, not a curated record. NCBI's taxonomy places the organism in Eukaryota, Fungi, Basidiomycota, Agaricomycetes, Boletales, Suillaceae. Bases 1 to 249 code for a protein of 82 amino acids. The transcript has 2 exons.